AUGAGAACAAAGGGGAAACAGUGGACAGUGGCACUCUCCCGAUCAGAAGAGAAUUCAAGAUCUCAAGGUGCAACGAACUUAAACAACAAAAGAGAAACAGUGGACAGUGGCACUCUCCGACAUAGCCGACUACGAGAAUCGAAGCCGUUGCUGAGUUUAGACUACGUAUCGGACAGGAUUGCCCCGUUGAUGAGUUUAGACUACGUACCGAACACGAUUGCCUAUCAAAACACCUUCACAGAUUGGGAGUAUACACUCAACUCACAUGUACACCUUCACAGAUUGGGAGUAUACACUCAACCCACAUGGACCUUCACAGAUUGGGAAUUGGGAGUAUACACUCAACCCAUAUGCCCUUUCACAGACUGGGAGUAUACACUCAACCCACAUGCCCUCUGCACAGAUUCGUACCGGACACGAUUGCUUGACAAAACACCUUCACAGAUAGCCGUUGAUGAGUUUAGACUACGUACCGAACACGAUUGCCUAUCAAAACACCUUCACAGAUUGGGAGUAUACACUCAACUCACAUGUACACCUUCACAGAUUGGGAGUAUACACUCAACCCACAUGGACCUUCACAGAUUGGGAGUAUACACUCAACCCACAUGCCCAUUUCACAGACUGGGAGUAUACACUCAACCCACAUGCCCUCUGGAUUGGGAGUAUACACUCAACCCACAUGCCCCCUAUGUAGCCUGGGAGUAUACACUCAACCCACAUGCCCUCUAUGUAACCUAA
Molecule: messenger RNA, 741 nt
Organism: Rodentolepis nana
Lineage: Eukaryota; Metazoa; Platyhelminthes; Cestoda; Cyclophyllidea; Hymenolepididae
Source: the annotation of a GenBank genome assembly